GGGAACGCGGCCAAAGCCCGGGGAGCUGCUGCGGGGGCGAUGGCUGCGCCGAGCCCCGGGCCCCGCGAGGUCCUGGCCCCCUCCCCUGAGGCUGGAUGCAGAGCAGUCACCUCCAGCCGCCGGGGGCUUCUCUGGCGCCUCCGAGAUAAGCAGUCUCGCCUGGGCCUGUUUGAGAUCAGCCCGGGGCAUGAACUGCAUGGGAUGACAUGCAUGAUGCAGGCAGGGCUGUGGGCUGCCACCCAGGUCUCCAUGGACCACCCACCCACGGGGCCACCCUCCCAGGACGAUUUCUCGGAGGUCCUAACCCAGGUUCAUGAGGGCUUCGAGCUGGGCACGCUGGCCGGCCCCGCCUUUGCCUGGCUGCGCCGCUCCCUGGGCCUGGCGGAGGACGACUAUCAGGCUGCCCUGGGCCCCGGCGGCCCCUACCUGCAGUUCCUCAGCACCUCCAAGAGCAAGGCCAGCUUCUUCCUGUCCCACGACCAGCGCUUCUUCCUGAAGACCCAAGGGCGCCGAGAGGUGCAGGUUCUGCUCGCCCACCUGCCCCGCUACGUGCAGCACCUGCAGCGGCACCCGCACUCGCUGCUGGCGCGGUUGCUGGGAGUGCACAGUCUGCGGGUGGACCGGGGAAAGAAGACGUACUUCAUCGUCAUGCAGAGCGUCUUCUACCCCGCCGGCCGCAUCUCCGAGAGGUAUGACAUCAAAGGCUGCGAGGUGAGCCGCUGGGUGGAUCCCACCCCUGAGGGCAGCCCCAUUGUUCUGGUGCUGAAGGACCUCAACUUUCAGGGCAAGACCAUCAAGCUGGGGCCCCAGCGGAACUGGUUCCUCCGCCAGAUGGAACUGGACACCACCUUCCUCCGGGAGCUCAAUGUGCUGGAUUAUAGCCUCCUGAUGGCCUUCCAACGUCUCCACGAGGAUGAGAGGGGCCUGGGCAGCAGCCUCAUCUUCCGUACGGCCAGGUCUGUGCAAGGGGCACAGAGCCCGGAAGAGUCGGGGGUCCAAAACCGUCGGCUGCUGCCCGACGCCCCCAACGCCCUACACAUCCUGGACGGGCCCGAGCAGCGCUAUUUCCUGGGCGUCGUGGAUCUUGCCACGGUCUACGGGCUCCGCAAGCGGCUGGAGCACCUGUGGAAGACACUGCGCUACCCGGGCCGGACCUUCUCCACUGUCAGCCCGGCUCGCUACGCCCGUCGCCUCUGCCAGUGGGUGGAGGAGCACACAGAGUGACGGGCGCCCGGACCCACUUUCCGGAUCUGGAUGGUGGGCUCACGCCAGGAACACCGGUUCCCUUGGGCCCGAGCAUCUCGCCUGCGCUUCCUCCUGAUGGUCGCCAGAGGGCAGCAUCCCCUAACUAAUACCGUAACCGCGCAGCCCCGUUUGACGGUGGUGCCGUGCCCAGCGUCAUGCCAAGGAUUCCCCUACUUUAGCUCAUUUAGUCCUUAAAAAAAUGCUAUUAUUCUCUUUUUACAGACCAUGAAAUGGAGGCUCAGGGGGUGAAGGGACUGACCAAGAUCAUUCAGCAAUAAAUGCUGGAACCAGGACUCAACCAUGA
Molecule: messenger RNA, 1549 nt
Organism: Cercocebus atys (sooty mangabey)
Lineage: Eukaryota; Metazoa; Chordata; Mammalia; Primates; Cercopithecidae
Gene: PIP5KL1
Product: phosphatidylinositol-4-phosphate 5-kinase-like 1
Exons: 10
Coding region: 40-1224 (394 amino acids)
Biological process (GO): phosphatidylinositol metabolic process
Molecular function (GO): phosphatidylinositol kinase activity
Source: RefSeq, a predicted model, not a curated record